GCCAGUACCUCUGAUCCUCGUGGGCUCAGUCAGCUCAGAUGGAGGCUGCUUGGUUGGCCCAGUUAAAAAAAAAAAAUAGCUGUAAAUUCAUAACUGCCUUCUUUCACAUUGAGUCUUAAAGCCGAAUGAGGAGGAAGAGAUGGAUGCUUGCUCGAUAAUAGGAGAAAGCACGGAUGCGAUAGUGAUGGAUGAUUCUCCCACAGAUGAAAGGGAAAUUCAGGAGGCUUGCCAGAGUGACAUCCCAGUGGUGUCUCUCUGCCCUCCUGACAGUGACUGUGCUACUGAGGCCCAGCUGACAGUCAUCCAGACUGAAGGGGAGCUGUGUGACAGCUGCAGCAGCCUUGGCAGACCCUCUUCCUCCUGCCAGCUUUAUCACCAAGUCCCCCACUGUCCUCAAUCUGUGGCCUACGAUUCACUACAGUCUGGAAAAUGUUCCCACUGCAGCCAUUACGGGCCAAUCAAACCAAACACAUGCCACGGCUGUCAUUCAAACUCAACAGGUCCUCACUCUGAGGGAGGUAUAGUGGCGAAAGUGGGACAUAGUUGUAGUUCUGCUCAUCAGACAACUUGUCGCGGUGCGGUGAGAUGUCAUUGGCUUUACGGGUCGAAUGAGAGCGGCACACAGAAACCGACACAGCGACACGUCACUGUCAGGGAUGGAGGGUUUUACUGCAUCCUUAGAAUUUAUUCCCAUGUGAUAGUGGACCACACGUUAGCAGUGUUGCUGGGUUGUGCCGUGCUGCUCCUGGGGUGCUCACUGGCCGGACUCUUCAUUGGUCCCCUGCCAGACUUCUCUGACCCGCUUCUGGGCUUUGAGCCACGGGGAACAUACAUUGGAGUUCGCCAGUCCAGCUUGUCUGAGCUGCAGAAGAAUACUGGCCCAGGGAAAACUCUGUCUCCCUUACCACAGCAGCUCAGCAAAGGUUUUGGAGGUGCGGCCAGCAGAGACAGCAGCAGCAGUCAGGACUCCUCCAGGCUUCGGAUUAAAAGGAUGCUGGCUAGAGAUUCAUCUCCAGACACCUUCCUAUGUGAUGCUCCAGGCGAGCGUUUGGCCCAGUUGGUGUUUCGAUCAGAAAACUCAGCCAGUCUCUGGAGUCUGAAGGCUAUCCAUGCCAUGUGUGAGAUGGAGCAAUCCAGGAUUCGUUCCCAGGCUCAGUUCCAGGACCUGUGCCAACAGCAUGUGAGGGGAGAGACUGAAGAAGUUUCCAGAAGCGGCUGUUGUCCGAGCUGGUCUCUGGGGAAUUACUUGGCUGUCCUCACUAAUGCCUCCUGCUGCCUCAGCCUCACCUCACACCAGGUGUCUGAGUCUCUGAACCUUCUCCGCAAAUGUGCUCCGUAUUAUCAUGAUGGACAUCUAGUGGAAGCCUGCGUUGAGAGACCCAAACACGGCAGCUGUUCCUCUGUCCCUUUGCGCUGUAAACAAUCCCACAUAGUGUUCCAAAUCCUGCACUUCCUGGUUGAUAAAGACUUCCUCGGCCCACAGACUGUUGAAUACCAAAUCCCUACGCUGAAGUACAGCCUUCUGUUCUUACCCAUCGACAAAGGAGAACACAUGAUGGAAAUGUACAUGAACAGUCUCGAGGGCAAGGAUCUGACAUAUAACAAUACGACUAUCACUGGCAUAGACUUUGGCAUCAAGCAGACACUGUUCAAAUAUUACCUGGCAAGAGAUUCUGUCUACCCUGUCCUUGCUGUUGUGUCUCUUCUUUUAACUAUGGCUCUUUAUCUCCACUCUCUCUUCAUAGUAGCAUUAUCUGCAUUAGCAAUCACAGGCUCCCUCCUGACAUCCUAUUUCUUCUACAAAGUAGCUUUUCACCUGACUUUUUUCCCCCUGGUCAACCUCUUAGCAGCUCUUAUUCUCCUGGGUAGCUGCUCCAAUCAGGUUUUCAUCUUUGCUGAUUUCUGGAACCUGCAGCUAUCACAGAAUCCCUCAGCUGCCUUGGAAAAGAGAGUAAACAGAGCUUUGCAGGAAGUGGGCUAUUUGAUUUUAGCGUCAGGGCUGACGUCCAGUGCAGCAUUUUUCUCUGGUUAUCUCAGCAGCAUCACAACAAUCAGAUGCUUCUCUGUUUACCUAGGAACUGCCUCUUUUAUCAGCUCAAUCUUGGCAUUAGUGUGGCUUCCAUGCUCUUUCAUACUGCUUGAGCGCUACACACAAGCAUCCUCUACGUCUGUAGCGGUGCAGGGAUGGAAACCAUGCUGCUCCAAGAACACUGGCGGCUUUUGGGAUACAAGCUCUCGCAAGAGAUGCCUCUUCAGUCUUGGGCAGAAGCUAAGAGAAUUAAAGAGAGGUCUCACAGACACUUCCAACUUAUUGUUUAUGAAAAUCCUGCCUUGCGGUGUGGUGAAGUUUAGGUACAUUUGGGUGUGCUGGUUUGCAGUGCUUGCCGCUGGAGGCACGUACAUGUCCUGCAUUGACCCGGGCAUGAAGCUGCCCACCUUAGACAGCAGGGUAGCCCAGCUAUUCCGCUCCAGUCACCCAUUUGAAAGAUAUGACGCAGAGUAUCGUCACAUGUUUAUGUUUGAGAGACAGAGGAAUGGAGAGGAUAAACCUGUUACAUUGAUGCUUGUUUGGGGUGUCAAACCAACUGAUAACGGAGAUCACUUUAACCCAGAGAGCAAUGGGUCUUUGGUUCUUGACCCAGACUUUAACAUGAGCCGGCCAGACGCUCAGAUUUGGUUGCGGGACUUGUGUGGACGGGUUCAGAACCAAAGCUUUUAUUCCCUGCCAUCACAGGGGGAUAAAGAUAUUAUGACAGACAAUAUCUGUCUUGUGGAGCAGCUAAUACACUGGGUAGCACUCAGACGGUGCUCAGAGAGUGAUGACUCCAUCCAUUUUUGCUGUAAUGACAUCCCUUUCCCCUACCCUCCCAGCGUUUUUGAGAACUGCCUCAGUAUGAUGCUGGCGGAGAGGUAUGCCGAGGGCCAUCUGGCCCACAGCGGAGGCCUGUACUUCAAGCCAGAUGGCAGGGUCGCUGCCCUCGUGUUGGCAUUCAAAACCACAUACCUCUACAGCUUCAACUUCAGUAGAACCAGUCUUUCCUACAGAGAAAUCCUGACAUGGUUUAACAGAGAAAUAUCAGGAGCACCACAAGGGCUGGAGAAUGGAUGGUUUAUCAGCCAUCUGUCUCUUUUUGACCUACAGCAGUCUCUGAGCUCAGAGACUCUGGUAGUAGCUGGCUUCUCAGUAGCUCUCACAUUUGCUUUGCUUCUCUUAACCACCUGGAAUAUUCCACUGAGCAUAUAUGGGACUGCAGCUGUAGGGGGCAGUGUUUUUGUCACAGUCGGCCUCCUUGUUCUUCUUGAAUGGCAGCUAAGUGGCAUCGAAGCUCUGUUCAUAUCAUCAGCAGCAGGGUUGUCUGUUGACUUUAUUGCUAACUACUGCAUAGCCUACAGCUUGGCUCCUCAUUCAGACAAAAUUGGGAAAGUAGCACACUCCACUAAAAGGAUGGGAUGUCCUGUGGCAAUAGUUUCUGGUGCAUUUUUCUCCAUGGGGAUCCUCAUGUUGCCUGCCACUGCCUUGUUGUUCAGAAAAAUGGGAAUUUUCCUGUUUUUGGUGAAAUGUGUAGCAUGUGGAUUUGCAACCUUCUUUUUUCAGUCCCUAUGCUGCUUCUUUGGACCCCAGAAAAACUGUGGAAAGAUCACGCUGCCGUGUUUUUCAGAUCACACCGAUGGCGCACUGUCCUCUUGCUCUGCAGCGGAGCCCGGUUCCUCUCCAGCCUCGGCUGCUAACGGGGCCUUUGGCAGAUCUCGAGUGAGAAGGAGUUAUGACAAAGAGGCAGGUGGCUAUCUCUACCCCAACCAUCACCGUCAUCAGAGGCAGAAACAGACUGGAGCAGGAGGGGGCCAAGGGCCAGAACAGUAUGAGCUGCAGCCAUUGGCCUAUCGACUAAGCGACAGUUUUGAAAACAGCACCUGCACCAGUAAGCUUUCAAACCGGCCGUCUGUACUCUCUGAUGAGAUUGAGUGCUGUGGAAAAGAUGUGGGCAGGAAUAGCAUGGAUGUGAACAGUGAGGAGAUGUGCAGCCAUCAGCAUAAGAUCUGCCAACCACCUCCAGCACUCCAAACCUCAUCUCCAUACAAAGAAAACACCCUGCAGCCCGUAAGACUGGCACAAGAGGACAUAGCUAAGGACAAGCUGCUGUGCAAAACAUGUAGAGAUCAGUCUGGUGGGGUGAAACGCUGGAGCAAUACAUCCUUCUCCUCAUCUUCCAGCUUAGAGGAGACCAUCAUCAGCCAGACGCUGGAGACCACUGAUCAGCCAUGUCAUUGCAAAGAUGGACAAACAACAGAGGAGAGCCUCCAUCACCAUCACCACACCAAUAAAGGGCAGCUCUCCUUCCAGUCUCAGAGCUCCUGCGAGGGUCUGGACGACUCUAACGAAACGUGCCUGAGUGACAUUGAACCUGGGCCUUCAAACACACAGCAAAAUGAAGGAGAAGAGGAAGGAGAGAUUCAGUUACAACCAGGACAUCUGAACGGGAAGAGAGAUACACUUCGUCUCUCACUGAAAGAAACAGUUUAUGAGACGUGCAGUAAAGGCCGCAACAGUCAAAGUGAGGAAGUUGUCAUUUUACCCAACAGUAGGCCAGACCUGCCAGAUGUCUGGAUAAAGAGAGAUGGACAACGGGAGGAUACAUGUUGAGCAAAGCUGGAGGAAUCUGUGCAAACACUGUGCAUUAACUGCUCUGAAUUUAUGAAAAAAAAAGGAAUCCCUGAGCUUAGACAAGCAUAUAGAAACUAUAAAAAGAUUUAAAAAUAUAUAAAAAAAAGAUAUAAAAAAUUUUUGCAUAGUACUCAAAGGAAUUACAAGCCAACUGCAAAUUUAACACGUGACAGCAUGGUUGUCUAAUGUUGCUGCUAAGGUUGUAUUACAAAUGAGUGAGGUCAGAGCAUGAGUGUUUCUUCAGCCAAAGGUCAAAUCAAAGCAUGACUUUCAUAGCCCGACAUUUUCAGACCGAAGAUGAUGAAGAAAGCUUAUUUUUCAGCCAUAAGCUUGCACCAAAAUCACACUUUUAGAACUACAGUUAGUGUGUUAAUGUGUGUGAUCAACACAAAAAUCAACUGCUGCAGAAUUUACUUUGUGCCUAGGACGUUUUAUCACCUACACAGGUUAUAUUAACAGCCGCUGGCAUUUCUUCAUGCUGGAAUUGACCUUAAUGAGCCAUAUACAUUCAUGGACUUCUGAAUAAUAAAAGAUAAAUGUGAGAUAUGCAGAGAAAGAGCUACAGUGAGUAGCAAACAACUGUCACCAAGCCACAGUCAUUUGGUUUCAGGCUUUGUGGCGAGAAUAUGUACAGUAUGUCCUUUGUGUCCACGUUGUAGAAAACCAGAAACCUAAAGUUAGGAACGUGUCAUUGUAGUUUCAUGGCUUGUUUGCAUUCAGUGUUUCAAGGUCAAAUUCAAAGUCAUGCUGUUUAUUCCAGUGUCAGUGCCAAAAACGCGUAUGUUAUUUACCGCACGAAAAGGCAAAAAUACGGACAUAACACUAGAUGCAGGUUUUUACACUGCUGAUGAGUUAAGAUGCAUACAAUUUAAGGAACCAUGGGUGCCCGUGUAUGCCUAAACCUUUGAAAAUAAUCAUUUAUUUCUAAAGCAGGAGUUGUACCAUCAUGUGCCACCAGGGCUGCAACUAAUGAUUAUUUUCAUUACUGAUUAAUCUGCCUUUCACAAUUAAUCAAUAAAUCAUUUGGUCCAUAAAAGAAGAAAAAAACUGUAAAUCACACAUCACAUCACAAAAAAGCAGCAAAUCCUUACAUCUCACAGCAAACGUUUGAUAUCGCAGCUUGAAAAAUAACUGAAACAAUCAAUCAUUAAAAUAGUUAAUUAAUUCUACUUAGUCACCUAAUUGUUGCAGCCCUUCAUGCCACAGCUUCAACAGCUCACUGUUUGUAUAUAGACCUCAGUGCAGAACAGAAAGCCUUUACCUUCACCCUAUUCCACAGCUAAGAUUUCAAAUCAGCUGAGUUUAUGUCUGUUACAUUCAAAUAUAAUAUUUAUGACACGAUCAGCAUGUGCCAAAUGUCUUUAAACAAGUUGUUUCAUAUGAUGAAAUAAAUGAAACUGUGUGUUUUGUGCAAAGGAUGUAUCUUUUAAAUAAGUAAAAUGAGAGAUGUGUCUAAAAUACUGUGACAGUGGUUCACACCUGGACAGGAACAGACUUGUGUCAAAUGUGCCUACGAGCAGCAUAAUCUUCAACCUUUCUCUCUGUUAGAAGUGUUUGCUUUUGACAUCUUGACUGUAUAAUCAUAAUUCUUGAGCCGUCACUUCACAUCACUCUGCAGAAUAACCUGCCUUGGAGAAGAAUGAAAUUAAUCACAGGCUUUGUACAAACAGGAGAAAUUAAAAGGUUGCCGCCACCACCACCAAUG
This is a messenger RNA of Scatophagus argus, 6368 nucleotides long. RefSeq names its product dispatched homolog 2 (Drosophila) (gene disp2). NCBI's taxonomy places the organism in Eukaryota, Metazoa, Chordata, Actinopteri, Scatophagidae. The coding region runs from base 140 to 4642 and encodes 1500 amino acids. The transcript has 10 exons. The record is from RefSeq and is a predicted model, not a curated record.